Messenger RNA from Tachysurus vachellii, 2631 nucleotides. It is a transcript of the gene stxbp2, whose product is annotated as syntaxin binding protein 2. The record is from RefSeq and is a predicted model, not a curated record. The transcript is spliced from 19 exons. Gene Ontology annotation, biological process: intracellular protein transport; neurotransmitter secretion; vesicle-mediated transport. Gene Ontology annotation, cellular component: secretory granule; plasma membrane. NCBI's taxonomy places the organism in Eukaryota, Metazoa, Chordata, Actinopteri, Siluriformes, Bagridae. Gene Ontology annotation, molecular function: syntaxin-3 binding. Bases 68 to 1852 code for a protein of 594 amino acids.
AGUGUAGGACUUUUAACGUCGCUUCCUUCAGACCGAUGUGGAAAUUUGACAACACGGAAGUGUCAAAAUGGCUCCGACUGGACUCAAAGCGGUGGUGGGAGAAAAAAUCCUCAAUGGAGUCCUGAAGAGUGUGAAGAAAGAUGGGGAGUGGAAGGUACUUAUUGUGGAUCACAUGAGCAUGCGGAUUCUGUCCUCAUGCUGUAAGAUGUCUGACAUCAUGGCUGAAGGUGUUACUAUCGUGGAGGACAUUAGCAAGCGGAGAGAGCCCAUCUCUAGUCUGGAGGCCAUCUACCUUAUUUCUCCUGUGCCAAAGUCAGUUCAGGCUCUGAUCAGCGAUUUCAAAGACUCUGCUUUCACGUACAAGGCUGCACAUAUCUUCUUCACCGACACUUGUCCAGACGGACUUUUUGCCGAAAUCGGGAGGUCCAGAGUCUCAAAAGUCACCAAGACGCUGAAGGAAAUCAACGUCGCUUUCUUACCGUACGAAUCCCAGGUGUUUAUUAUGGACGAUCCCAGUUUGCUGCACUCUUUCUACAGCCCCACUAGGACGAACAUGGACGAGCAGUCCAAAAUGAUGGAGGUGGUGGCCGAGCAGAUCGCCACGCUGUGCGACACGCUGAAAGAAUAUCCGGCCAUCCGUUACCGCCAGGGUCCGAAGGAGAAUUUUGCGCUGGCUGAGAUGGUGCUGGACCGAUUAAACGCACACAAAGCCGACAACCCGAGCAUGGGAGAGGGCACAGAUAAAGCUCGCUCCCAGCUGCUGAUCGUGGACCGUGGCUAUGAUCCCAUCUCUCCCAUCCUGCAUGAGCUCACGUUUCAGGCUAUGGUUUACGACAUGCUGGACGUCGAUCAGGAUAUCUACAAGUACGAAACAACGGGGCUCGGGGACAACAAGAUGAAGGAGGUUCUGCUAGACGAGGACGAUGAGCUGUGGGUGCAGCUCAGACACAUGCAUAUUGCAGAUGUCUCCAAGAAAGUGACUGAGCUGCUGCGUACCUUCUGUGAAAGUAAGAGGAUGAACACAGACAAGGCCAAUCUGAAAGAUCUAUCUCAGAUGCUGAAGAAGAUGCCACAGUACCAGAAAGAGCUGAGUCUGUACUCCACUCAUCUGAACCUGGCUGACGCCUGCAUGAAGAAAUUCAAAUCCUCUCUGGAUAAACUGUGUGAAGUGGAGCAGGAUUUGGCCAUGGGCUCCAACGCAGAGGGUGAGCCACUUAAAGACGCCAUGAAGAGCAUCGUUCCUGUCCUGCUGAACACGGAGAUUCAACCCUACGAUAAAAUCCGCAUCAUCCUGCUGUACAUCUUUUACAAGAAAAAGGGCAUCGCUGAAGAGAACCUGACAAAGCUCAUCCAGCAUGCUAACGUCCAGGAGAACAGCACCAUUAUCACCAACCUGCAGCACCUCGGCUGCCCCAUCAUCACCGGGGGUGCUAAUGCUGGGAAAUCUCUGCCAGAGAGGAAAGAGCGGAUCGGAGACACAUACCAGCUCUCCCGCUGGACCCCCGUCCUCAAAGACGUCAUGGAGAACAUCAUCGAGGACAAGCUGGACAGGAAGCAGUGGCCGUUCCUCUCAGAUCCUGCGCCCAUCAGUACCCAACAGACCGUAGUGAGCAGCGCACGGUUCGGACACUGGCACAAGAACAAGGCAACGACGGAGUACCGCAGCGGCCCCCGGCUCAUCGUCUUUGUGAUCGGAGGAGUCACACACUCAGAGAUGCGCUCGGCUUAUGAGGUCACCCGCGGCACUGAUGGCAAAUGGGAGGUCCUGAUUGGUUCAUCCCACAUCCUGACUCCAUCCAGUUUUCUGAAUGAUUUGAAGACCCUGGAGCAGCCUGCACACGUCUCCACUUAACAUCACAGCCUCCGAGCCUCUGAACCCCCACAGACGUGCCGUUACAUGUGUCCGAUUUUCUGUUUAAUCCUGAGCAGUAAUCUGAUGAUUCACUGCCUUUUAAGGUUUCUUUAGAACAGUGUAUAUAUAUAUAUGCGUAUAUGUUUGUGGUAUUUAAAUAAUUUAAAAUGACCGUGACAAAUGACAUGAAGAUGCUGGAUAUGGAAACAGAGACGUGUGAAGUCUCUCUGAUCUGCAGACGUGUGCUUCCUACUGUCAGCUGGUACAGGCACUGAGGUGGAGAAAAGCUUCAAACACACACACACACACACACACACACACAGGAUUACUGAAAAACAGUUUGUAGCUUAUAGACCGCCUCUGAUCAUUUCUUGUUUUAUUCUUAUUUUAUCAUUACAGUAUGCUCAGCUAAAGCAUCUGCACUUUUAAUUCUCUCUCUCUCUUUCUCUCUGUUUACUUUUAGCUGAUAGGUGAAGGCUAAAAACCACUGUAUAAUAUGAUGAGUGUAUAAUAUCAAUAAUAAGAACAUGCUACAUAUUAAUUUUCUUUCUUUGUUCUCAGUUCCUGCCACCUAGAUAGUGAAGCAUUUUUCCUUAUCAAUGUUUUAUGUCAUUUUUUUUUUUUUCUGAUUCUAAACUGGUGCAUCAUUUUCUUUCCUUUCUUUUUUACUUUCUUUCAUGUUAUAACGAGUCGUUUACUUGGGUUUUUGUUUUUGGUUUUUUUUUUUCUUUCAUCUUCAUGCUUUGGAUAAAAACUAAAUAAACUCUUUAUUCAAAUCA